This is a messenger RNA of Penicillium manginii, 4470 nucleotides long. RefSeq lists its product as uncharacterized. Bases 1 to 4470 code for a protein of 1489 amino acids. Gene Ontology annotation, biological process: regulation of transcription by RNA polymerase II. The transcript is spliced from 4 exons. Gene Ontology annotation, molecular function: transcription coregulator activity. Gene Ontology annotation, cellular component: mediator complex. The record is from RefSeq and is a predicted model, not a curated record. NCBI's taxonomy places the organism in Eukaryota, Fungi, Ascomycota, Eurotiomycetes, Eurotiales, Aspergillaceae.
AUGAAUCCCGCCCAGUUUCCCAACCCUGGCGGGGGCAUGCCCGGGGUCGUCAAACCGAAUAUGCCGCCGCAACAAAACAAGGAGGGUGCCCAACUCAUCAUGGGCCAUGUUGCUCAGAUCCUCGCGAACCAGGGCCCGUUUGGUGGAUGGAAGGCCGAUGUGCCCAUUAAGACUCGAGCCAUGAAUGUUUACCAGAUGAUCACCUCACUUCGUCUGAUUCAACCUCGAAUCGAUCUGAACCAAGCAGCCCAGGCAGCUGUCAGUUUUGAACAGAAGGCCUUUCAGAAGGCGACCGAGAAGAGCGAUUACGAAAAAGAAUGUAACGAGAAGCUCCUACACAUCAAAGACACCCGACAGAGACAAGCCGCGGUCGCUAUUCAAGGUGGUAUGAUGGCAGGCGGUAUGCAGAACCAAAUGCAAGGUGGUUUUCCUCCUCAGAUGGGUCGAGGCAUGCAGACUUCUCCUGUCCCUGGCCAGCCUCAGAUGGCGAUGGGCAUGGGAAUGAACGACCCAAACCAACAGGUCUUAAUGCAACAACGUCAACAACAGCAGUCUGCGAUGCUCCAACAACAACAGGCUCAACGGGCGCAGCAACGUCCCGGCAACGCCCCCCUCCCGGACGACCUCAACAACCUCUCUGCACAAGAACUCGAACACGUUUCUCGACUCGCCAAUCAAAUGCUCUCGAAGACAUCACCCGAGGAUAUGGAGAAGAUCAAGCUCAACCUGUCGAACAUGAACCCAGAUCAACGUCAAUACUUAGCACGCAAAAACAUGGAUCCGAUGACAUACUUUUUCCGCUCUCAAGCACUGACCCAACUUCGACGCCACAAACGUGCGAAGGAGCUGGGCCGCGCACCGAAUGCCGGCAUGGAUCCGAACAGUGCUGCUAUGAUGGGGGAUCCGGCGAUGAUGAAUCAACAACAACGACAGAUGUUCCAAAACAUGAUGAACCUCCAACGAAACAAUGGGUUCUCGGGUAGCCCUGGCCAAUCGCUUGAUCCCAACAACGCCUUCAUUGGAAAUGUGGAAAAUAUACAGGGCCAGCAAGCCGAUGGUUUGCGUUCACAGGAAGCUGGGCAGCUUGUGGUUCCCGCCAGCUCAUCGCAGAUGAACCAGGCGCCAUUCCCCAAUAAUCAGAACAUGUUCUCGCAGCAGAUGGGUCAGAAUGGCCAGGCGAACAUGAAUGGUGCAGGCGUCGAUCCCCAGAUAUUCAACCAACAGCACAUGCAACAAACUGGCUCAAAUGGUCCCCAGGGACGGAUGCAAUUUCCAAAUCAACAGGCCCAAGCUCAGGCCCAGGCCCAGGCCCAGGCCCAGGCUCGAGCCCAAGCCGCGCAGAAAGCUCAGAUGGCGAUGUCGGGCCAAAAUGCUCAGGCGCAGUCUCAUCUUGGCCAAGGAAGCCCGGGUAUGAAUAUGCUGAACCAGCCGAUGGCCCCGGGUCAAAUGUCUCCAGUUCAGAUGCCUGCUCAGUCCCGACCUGCGUCGCGACCUCCCAACAUGGGCCAGCAUCCCGGUGGUGCCCAGGGUGGCGCUCCUCAGCCUGGCAUGCAAGGUCGACCACAGAUUCCUGCAAAUCUUCCACAGGCGGUCCAGGAACAACUGAACGCGAUGUCCAACGAGCAACUCCAUGCAUUCUUGUUGAACCAGCGUCGCGCAGCUCUGGCCAAUAAUAUGCAACGAGCAAACAACCCUGGUCAACAACCUGGUGGUCUUCAACAGAAAGUGACCCAACCUGGUCAGGUUCCUGGGAUGUUCAACGGUCAGAUGGGAAAUAAUCCUCGCAUGAGAAAUUCCAUUAGCAUGCCGCAGGGAAUGAAUGCCGGGGGUCCGCAGCAACUUCCAGGCGGCCAGCAAUUGACACCCCAACAGCAGCAACACAUGCAACGAGCUCAACAGAAUGAGAUGAGCAGACUUCAGAUGCUGCGGCAACAGAACAAUGGCAUGGAGAUGACCCCGGAGCAAACUACACAAAUGGACCAAGCACCUUUCCCGCAGUCUCUGCUCACCAACAAUUCGCAGGUUCCGAAGAACAUCAAGACUUGGGGCCAGCUGAAGCAAUGGGUCUCCUCAAACUCACAAGCCGCAACUGGAAUUGAUCCAAACAAGCUUCUAACACUUCAAAAGCUCCACUUUGCUCAGAUUCUCAGUGUUCAAGCAAAGGACCCUAACAGACAAAACCAAGGCCAGGGAGUCAUGAAGAAUCCGUUCCAACAAGUACCCCAGGGUCAAGUGCAGAAUGCACAGAACCUCCAACCUGGACAACCUGGACAGCCAGGCAACAUGCCACCCAUGCGGCCUAUCACUGCCCAAGAUAUCCACUUGGCUCGCCAAAAGCUGGGAGUUCAGUCUCAGUCGUAUACCGAUGAUCAAAUCCGCGAAAUCCUCCGAAACCGACAGAGACAAAUCCUAAUCCAGACCGCGCACCAACGAGCCCAGGCUCAACACCCCAGAUUCCUCAACCUCAAAACAACCAGCAAGUCAAGCCACCCCCCCAUGGCCCAGCCACAGCCAUCUGCAGUUGACACGCCAGCGGUGGCCGCGAAGCCCCCGACGGGAGCUGCAACUGCAAAGGCUGGGAAGGGAGCUGCUGCAAAUAAGCAGAACUCGAAGAAACGCCCAAGCACCGAUGAUACUGGAGCUGCAGCUGCAGCCGCGGCAGCCCAACAAGCACAGCCAGCAGCUCCUCCAGCUAACGCACAAAGGGCAAAUGUUCCGUUCUCACAAGAACAAUUCGCUGCUAUGAGUCCUCAGCAGCGAUUGCAAGUUGAGGCUCACAUGAGGCGCCAGCAGCAAAACCAGCUCCGGGGGCCAAUACUCAACAAGGCCGCAGCAGAGGAAGCUUGGAACAACCACCUCCCACCCAAGAUCAUGGAGGCUUACAACGAAAUUUCCAAGAAUGCUCCGGCCGCAAAGCCCGUCUCCGUUUCUCCAGACCAAAAGGCUAUUAUGACCCAGCAACUCCAGGAUUCUUUGGAUGUACUGGGCCGCCUGGAUGUCUUGGUUCUACAUGGCUUUGGUAAGAUGCAGGGCCAGGAGAGAAAUGUCAAGAACCUUCUCGCAAUGCGCAUCCAGUUGAUGCGGCAGUUCAAGCCAUCACAGGAGUGGAUCGUCAACGACCAGUUUACUAUCACCCCUGAUUACUUGACUGGUGCGAUUCUCUUCAUUCGCAAGCUCUUCCAAGUCAUGAUUGUUCGUAUGAACCAAGCCCGACCUAACGGCAACCAAGCUGGUGCUGCGGGCGCCGCCGGGAACCAAGUCAAUCCAGGCAGCACACCCCAACUGAAUGCAUCUAACCUUCAGCAGUUGCAGGCGCAGCAAGAAGAAGCCCUUCGUACUCGCCGUCCCUCUGAACAAUCUGCGACACACCCUGCCGCUCCAUUCGGAGCACCAUCACCUUCCGGAAUUCCUCACGCCUAUGGACCUGGAGCUCUUGUGCCCGAGAAGCUCAAGCUGCCUCCUCCCAAAAAGCGCAAGCAAUCUCACGCUGGUCCCACUGCUUCGCCUGUUCAAGCCACUACUACUGCACCGGGCGCAGCUGCCAAGUCCAAGCAGGCCGUGGCCGAUGCGAAGACGACAGCUGCUGCUCUCGCUGCUGCUUUCAAAUGCAGCGUGGUUGAGUGUCAGCACCACUUCCAAGGCUUCGCCACCCAAGCCGCCCUCGACAAACACGUCGAGAACGACCAUCAACCACAAGAGGAAGAAAAUAUCGAAGACCCUCUUCAAUUCUAUCUCGAAAGCAUUUCGAUGGGUCUGGGCUUGGACGCGAGUGGUCAGCCGAUUAAACCCAACCAUACUACGGGUCUCCCUCCCGCCAUGACCCCCGUCAACAAACCAAGUGUUGCAUCGCCAGUCAAGCAUGGUCUCGCUACUCCAGUUACUGCCAGCACUACGCCUAUGGCUCGUGUUACUAGCCAACUCGGAGCCAAGGGUGCAUCACCGGCAACCCCAGCUCAACAGCUCACACCCAAUCAACCUACUAAGACUAUCAAGCCUUCUCCCGGAAAAGAGGUCCAGAAGCACACUAUCCAAGAUGGCGAGGCCAAGGAUCUAUGGUCAGAAUGUCCAAUGUCCUUGGGUACUGUCCACGACUCCUUCACCCCUGUUUUCUCGGAAUGCAGACGCCGUGGUCUUGGUUAUGACCCCUUCGACGAAUUCAUGAACACAGACAUGUUUACUCAGGAUCAAACCGAGGACACUCCCGACUCAUGGGACAUUGCUCUAGCAACUCUGACGCCCAAGGAUGAGGGUAAAGGUGACGUCAAAGACGGCGUUGUUUGGAGUGACUGGGUGCCUUGGGAUGAAGAUACCACCCUGGCCACUGCCGACUGGAUGAAUAUUCCACCCGAGAUCAUGCUCAAGGAUGGGCCGGAUGUGAUCCCUGGCGUGCAAGUCGACUGGGAAAGCCUCGAUCGUCAGCAGAAGGAUGGAACUAGCUUCGCUCCUCUUCCAAUUGCCCCUACAGCAUGA